AUGCGUUCUGCGGUCAUCUUUGCCGCUUUGGCGGUCGGCACUUGUGCCAAGGUUAUUCAGAAGGAGGUUUAUGUGACUGAGUGGACUACCACUACUGUCACUGAGACUGUCACCCAGUGGCCCACCGCCGCCGCCAACACUGCUGUAGUGGUCAAGCAGGACCACGUCAACCACCACACCAAGCAGGCUGCCCACCCCACUGUUGACCUUUCCAACAAGGCCCCCGUUGCGGUCGAGACCGAGGCCGCUGCCGCUGCCGCUUCUACUACUGCUGCCGCCGAGGUUGAGGAUGUGAAACCCACUAGCACCACUUCGUCUUCGACUACUGAGGCUGCCACUAUCCAGGCUGUCACCACCCGGGCUUCCACCACCGAGGCUGAAGUGGAGCCAGUGACCACCUCUGCUGCUCCCUCGACUACCUCCGUCGCUACCACCGAGGCUGCCUCCACCACCGCCGCUGCUACUGCCGCCCCUAGCGCUGGCACCUCCUACCAGGAGUCCAUCCUGCACUACCACAACAUUCAUCGCCGGGAUCACUCUUCCCCCGAUUUGACCUGGGCCGCGGACCUCGAGCAAGCUGCCAACACUCUCGCCUCGCGUUGCGAGUACGGACACGACACUUCCAUUGAGGCCUCCAGCGGAUCCUAUGGUCAGAACAUCGCAUACGGUUACGACUCGGCAGAUGUCGGCGAGAAGAUCAUCAGCGAGAUGAUGUACACCCGGGAGGCACCCUACUUUGACGGCCUCUACGGCCAGGCCAACCCUGAUAUGACCAACUUCGCUUCCUGGGGCCACUUCACUCAGAUCGUCUGGAAGGGCACCACUACCGUCGGUUGCGCCACUGUUAGCUGCCCCGAGUUGAAGAAUGUUGGUAGCGCCGCCCCCUACACCGUCUGCAACUACGGUCCCCCAGGUAACUUCGGAGGCGCCUACGCCGAAAACGUCUUGACCAAGAGCUCGUAA
This is a messenger RNA of Penicillium vulpinum, 963 nucleotides long. Its product is annotated as CAP domain-containing protein. NCBI's taxonomy places the organism in Eukaryota, Fungi, Ascomycota, Eurotiomycetes, Eurotiales, Aspergillaceae. The record is from RefSeq and is a predicted model, not a curated record. Gene Ontology annotation, cellular component: extracellular region. The transcript has 2 exons. Bases 1 to 963 code for a protein of 320 amino acids.